This is a messenger RNA of Symbiodinium natans, 1542 nucleotides long. NCBI's taxonomy places the organism in Eukaryota, Dinophyceae, Suessiales, Symbiodiniaceae. The record is from the annotation of a GenBank genome assembly.
AUGUGGUCCCGAUUUGGCCGCGGGGCAGCACCACGGUGGAGAGUGGGCCUUGCAGGUGCAAGCCUUGCGGCUUCGGCCGUCGGGGCGGCAGCCGCUGCAGAUGAAGGUUUCCGUCGGUGCCUCCAGUUCUGGGCGGUGGUCUUACCGAUCUUUGCGCACUACAAGUUCGUGGACCGAAUCCUGCAUCCAAGUCCCUCCGCAGAGCGGACCGAGGCUUUCGAGAGGCUGCACGACUUCUACUCCCCCAUCGUCCGCUCGGCGACCUUGCGGCUGCGUGGCUACUACCUGAAGGUCGCGCAGUUCCUAUCCAUGCGGGACGACUAUGUCCCUCCUCAAUAUCUAUCCUGGGCGAAGAAGCUCCAGGAUGAAGCGCCUGUGGCGCUCAGCGCCCCGGAGGCGCAGCGCUGCGUCGCCGCAGAGCUAGGACUGCAUGGCCUUGAUGCAGCUUUCGAAGACUGGAGCACUGUGCCGAUCGGCUCCGCUUCGAUCGGACAGGUGUAUCUAGCUCGGCUGCGAUCGAGCGGAGAGCGGGUUGCUGUGAAGGUGCAGAUGCCGGGGGCAGAGCACUUGUUUCGAGUGGACAUCAAGACUCUCAAGCUUUUUACAAGCUUCGCCUUUCCUUGGGCGGUGGACCACAUGAGCGAGCUGGAGGCGAUGUUCGAGUCUGAGUUCGACUAUGCGCUGGAGCGGGAAAACAUGGAGCGCGUCAGGGCAAACGUCGAGCAGCGGUGGGGAAAGCGCGUGGCCAUUCCGAAAACGUAUCCGGAGUUGUGCAGCCGGCGUGUUCUGUGCAUGGAGUAUCUCGAGGGGGAGAAGCUGGUCGAUGGCAUCCUCCGGCGGGUCCGUGCACUGGCUUCCAAAGCAGGCAGAGACCCAGAUGAGGUCGUCGCCGACCACCUCGAGAAGCUCCGAACUGGGAAGCUGAUGGCGCGAAGUGCCUACGCGGCCAAAUGGCGUGCAAGGGCCUGGCAGGUCUGGCAAAGACUCCAGGGCAUAGAGGACAUUAACAUCCCGCAGCUGAUGGAGACGUUGAUGACCAUCCAUGGGGAGCAAGUGUUCACCGACGGCCUCUUCAAUGCGGACCCUCACCCUGGCAACGUCCUCAUGCUCAAGGAUGCUGCCCGCGCGGUUGGUCUCAUCGACUUCGGGCAGGUUAAGGAGUUGUCCAUUGACUUCCGGAUCCAACUUGCCAAGCUGAUGAUUGCCCUGGCGAGAAGAGAUCAGGCGGAGGUUGUGCGGCUGGACAAGGAGAUGGGCAACCGCACUCGCAACUCCAAGUCCGACGUGCGGUACAGGGUGCUGUCAUUCUGGCUCGACCGCGACACCGACGAUGUCACCCAGGGGCAGAGCUUCCAUGACUUCCUUGCAUGGGCUGAGGCCGAAGAUCCGCUGGUGGACAUGCGCCAGGAGUUGCACUUAGUCAUGCGCUGCUCCUGUAUGAUACGAAACCUGGCAUUGACCUUUGGCAUUCGGCUUUCGACUGCGGAGUAUUGGAGACCUCUGGCUCAGGCCCUGCUCCAGAAGCACAGCAUCACAUACUGA